AUGACCGAUCCCAGUGACGAAAGAUCCAAACGAAAAAACCCGCAAGCCACCACCAAAUGGUUCAAUUUCCGAGUGCUAUCCCCCACCUCCGCAAUUCUCAGCGGCUCCUACUCGAUGUCUGACAAGCAUUUCAAGUUCCAAAGCCGCGGAAAGCAGGGAACCGCCGCAGCAGUCAUCUCAAUAAUCCUCGGUAGCAUUUACGACCCCAAAACCUGGACGAAAUAUCACGUCGACAAAAUCCUGGAGUACGGCGAUAAACUCUACCGAAGGAGUCUCGCUCGGAACAAGGCCGAGCCCUCAGCCUACAUGACCACCAGCAUGAUAUCCCCCGAAUUCUUCUUCGAAGACUACAAAUGCCUGAUCUCCACCGAGAGCCGAAACGUUUACGGAAACCUCUUCGCGGAGAGCGUCGGCUGUCCGGAUUUCGCCGACGGUUUGAAACGCUUCUUUAGAAACGAUAAUUGCGGCGUAGUAACGGCCCAGGGCGUAUCAGUUGGCAUGUGGCACGACGCCAAUCACGGCUAUUUCUACUUCGAUGCAUCUCCGUGCAGAGAGUCAGGAGAACGCUCUUUCGACGGUACUGCCUGCAUAAUUCGAUUCAAAUGUCUUAACGACAUGCAGGAUCUCUUCCUCGGUAAUUUGAGCCGCAGCUACGACUCCCGCUAUUGCAUCGAUAAGGUCACGAUUCUUCGUGUCGCACCUGUCAAACGAUCGAUCAUUUUUCCUGCUAAAGUGCCUGUUGACAGCGUCGAAGCGCCGCCGAAGAGAACCGAGAAGACGAUGGACUGCACUCAGGUUCUCCCGAAGAAGGAUAAAUCGUUGGCUCUGGCGACGGUCAUUAAUAAGGAGCCUUUGCUGAUAACUCUUUCGAAUUACAGUAUCGAUAAAAAAUUCGCGACGAUGCCUCUUAUCAACCAGAACGCCUUCGACACUGGGUACCAGUACAGAGAUGUCGAGGUGAACAUUCCUCCGACAUUCAAGCAUUUUUCCGAUGGCAUUUCAAUCCUUCAUGGGUGGACACACGAGUCCAGUGAGAUGUACAAAGGAAAAGGCGCGCAGAACGUCGCCAAUUGCAUUAUGGCCAUUGGAAUGAAGGGGAUUAAUGACGUGCGAGCCUGGUUGAGGCAGACUCUGGACGAUAUUCUGGCGCUUGGGGAUGCUCUUCACGCGGAGGUGAAAGCCGCGAAGCCGAAUUUGAAGGCCUUGACUGCAGCGGAUUUUAAUGACACUCGGGUGAAGAUCGAGGGGACGAGAAUGUUCAUUAGCGUCGAUUUGAUGACAGUCGUCGGGACGAUAAACUCGAAAAUUCCGGCGGUUCUGAACCUGAGGCAGGCUCUGGGGGAGUUCUUCGCGGUGCACAAGGAUGGCAUCGUCGAGUGCUCGUCGAUGGCGAUCGCAAUUUGGACCCAAGACGACUAUUUUUACGCGUUCGACCCUCGAGAGUGCGACAUAACUGGGGUUCGAGUCGUUGAGGAAAAGGGCAAGUCCGGGAAGGAGAGCAAGAAUGCACCGGCGGCCACCGCGAAGAAAGCCAAGGGGAAGUGCUGCGUCAUGCGGUUUCGCGAUAUCGAAGGACUCGUCAGUCACUUCGUGGGGAAUAUCGCUUCUGCUAAGAAGAAUGAUCGGUUUACUGUGAGGCAUGUUUCGGUGAUGGAGGACUUGCCCGGUCUUCAGCCGUGGUUCGAGUUCCAGAGGGGCGAGCCUGGGAAGACGUGGAUCCUCCAAGGAUCUCUGUCGAACGAUUCGGAAGAGUUUGAGGAUGAGACUCGCGGAGUUCAGGGGCUAGCGAUGCCGGUGGCGGCAUUGGUUAGUGCCUCGGAAAUUCCCCCGCAGAUGUGGACCCGAGAGACUGUGGAUGAUGUGGUUAGAGAGGGGAAUGAGUACUUCACGUGGUGCAUUCCCCUGGAGAGAGAAGAGGAUCGAGAGCUCACGCUGGAGAGAUUGAAGAGAGUUUUCUUCGUGAAGAAUAGGAAGAUUAGGGUGAAGGUGGAGGAUUCCUCUGUUGUGGGGAGCUUGGAGCCUCCACCGGGUGGAUUAAUGAAAAAUUUGGGAGAAGGUAUGAGCGAAUUCUUCAAGACGCAUCAGUUUGGCCUAGUUGAAGUGAAGAAUUUGGCCGUUGCUGUCUGGAAAUUCGAGGAGGAGUUGAAGGACAAGACGAAGAUAAUGGCGUAUUACUAUUUCGAUCCGAGUCCGGGAAUUAAUCUGAACGAGACUGACGAGGGAGACGUCGAGGGGGAGCCUGGAGCCAGCGUCAUUCGAGCUAUUGAUCCGGGAGAACUAGCGAGACUCAUAGCUUCUAGAGUGGAUCCCGAAGCCGAAGGCCCCAACGAUUUCUUCAUUCACGGGUUUGAAGUCGUUUCUAUCGGGGAAAUUCUGAGCUCCGAAGAUCUUGAACGAGAGAAGAAAAUACCGAUAAAACCAGAGCUUAACGCUUAUAAAGAGUUCGGCGAGGAAGGCGCGUGCAUCAACGGAAGUUUUGAUCAGACGAAUGAGACAAUUUUCAAAGAGAGGACUCGGAAUAAACAGCAGGCAGCCAAUGCUCUCGUUUCACUCGCCAUGAGGCAGUUUUAUAAUCCGCAUUUGUGGUAUCAAGAGGUUGUUGAUGACAUCCUAAAACUCGGGGAUAGGAUUACCCACGAGAAUAUGGCGAAUAUUGAGGGGGGAGAGGAGGCUGAGGGGGAACCCCCGGCGCGGAAUUAUCUCAUACCGACGGAGAUUGAAGACACCUUCGACAUCGGUGUCAACAGGUUCACGGUUACCAUUGAGGAAGAAAAGUCUAGAGGAAGUCCGGCAGAGUUGACGCAACUCCUGGAGGAAUUUUUCAAUGAGAAUUCUAUGGGAAUUCUGCGACAGGAGCGGGUGAUGCUGCCGAUUUGGAAGGAGGGGGAUGUCUUCUUCAUGAUGGACCCUAGGGGUCGCGGCCAGGAUGACCCGAAGGACAAGAGUGGUACCGCGGGGGUCUUAUGGUUCACCACGAUACCUUCUCUAGCUUCAACUCUAGCGCAAUCUCUCGCAAAUGAUGAAGCUGAAGUGGUUCUCGAUGGAGUGGAAUUGGAUAAUGAAUUUGAAUCGAAAAUUCCGGAAGGACAGCCUGAAGAUAUCACCGACGACCACUGGUACAAAUUCUCGAAGAAGAGGGAGGGCGUUUGGGAACUCUUGGGAAGUGUUCCGAUUUCUGACGAACAAUUCCCCGAGGAGAACAAGGGAAAGCAGAGCUCUGCGGUUGCGGUUGUGUCCCUAAUCUUUUCGAAAAUCUACGAACCUCAUCAGUGGACAACUGAGAUCGUCAAUGAAAUCGUCGUUACCGGGGAUAAACUGUACGAAAAGUCUGCCUCUCGUCUCGGUGAGGCCUCGGGGCUAUCAGUGAACGACAUCGUCACGGAAUUUUUCUUAUCGAAUCGUCGCAUCAAUCUCGUGGUUUCGGAUUGCGUACAGGCCGGGAGUAUUUCCCAAGACCCGAAGGUUCAGGAUUUAGAGACUGGGAUUGACAAGUUCUUCGGAGAACACCAGUGUGGAGUGUUAACCAUCUUUAAUGCCGUGCACAUUCCCAUUUGGAGAUGGAAAGAUCACUACUACUGUCUCAUUUCGAAUGCUGCCUCCUCCGACCCCGAGAAGCCUCCGGAAAACGUCUCAGCCCUUCGCUUCACAGCGGUAGAAAUCCUCUCGGGUUACAUCCGAGAAGUAUUCGGGAAUGAGGGAGACUAUGAAAUCAGUGCAAUUGACAUUGUGGAUUGGAAUAAGCUGCCUCCUUGGAGACACGACCCCAGUGUGGCGGUUCGUCCGACUAAUCUCCCCCCUCUGAACGCUUUCAAACGUCUGGCAGGUGGCGAUGCCCGAGCUAUCCUCUGCGGAAGCACCCACCAGGGCUCGAAAAUCUUCCCCUGGAACAUCAGAAACAAGCAGACAGCUGCCAACUGCAUCGUCGCAUUGGGAAUGUCCGUGAUAAAAGACCCCAUCACCUGGACGAAGAAGACAUUGGACGAAAUAUUGGUUGUGGGCACUAACGUCCACGAAGAGAGCGUUAAAUUUGAUAAGGUGCAGGGGAGGCUGAGGCCUCCAGACGUCAUCAGGAUAUUCAACAUAGGCGCGAAUGUCCUGACUGCCGAUGUGGAGCAGGCGACAUUGAGUGGACAGGUAGCCGUACCCCCUCCGGAGCCCGAAGUCAAGGGGAAGGGCAAGGCGAAGAAGAAGAAACCACCGAAAGCUAAGAAGAAGAAGGGAAAGCAGAAGAGGGCACCUCCUCCACCGCCAGCCAUAAUUUUCCUGCAGGAGGGUCUCACUCAAUUCUUUGAGAGCAACCGCGCAGGGGUUUUGAGCGCCGGAAAUUCCAUGAUCGCACUUUGGAAGGAUCAAGGCCUCUAUUUUCUCUACGAUCCUCGCUCUCGAAGUGAUCGAGGCUCGGUUGAUGACUCCGGGGCGGCCUGCGCCAUGUGGUUCGCGUGCUUGGAACCCCUCUACGACAUUAUCUUUACGAAUCUUGAGGGCCCGGAAAAAUAUGGGCAGUACAGCAUCAGCAGGGUCAUCAUCAAGAGGAAUAUGAUAGAAGGCUUGCCUGGUCCCGUUGGAUUCCAAGCGUUUUUCGAUUGCACUCUGCCGCCUGUAGCUGUCGUCGCGACAGAGAAAACUGUCACGUUGGAGGUGCAGCCUAGGGGAGAAUUCAAUGUCAUUGACGGUGAAUUGAGUGUUCUUGUUGGGACCAUCAGCAUGUUCGAUCAGACGUUUCAUGCCAGCACGAGGGGUCUGCAGAGCACUGCAAUGGCCGCUGUGGCGAUUGUCAUGGGACUCCUGCACGUGCCAUCGACUUGGACACCUGCAAUCAUCGAUUGCAUCCUCAAAUGUGGGGAUAUUCUACAUGGCGACAGUGUCCGAAUGGCUCGCUCGGGCACUCGAUGUCUUUCCCCCUCGGAAUUACUCACUUGUUUUCUCGUUGGAGACACCAAGGCAGAGAUCAGAAUUCAUCAUCACACUGCGGCGGGAAUCGUGCAGGUUCAGGAUUUAACGGAGGCGUUGACAUUGUUCUUCAGAAAUCACUGCACCGGCAUUCUGCAUACACCGAAUCUAGCCGUUGCUGCGAUGCAGCACUGUGGAAAAUUCUACAUGUUCGAUCCAUCCGUGAGGAAUAGGGAUGGCAAACCCGAUUACAAUGGGGCUGCAUGUGUAAUUAAGUGUGAGAAUAUAAUGAGAAUGGCGUGGAUAUUCGUUAGUAAUUGCAAUUAUAAAGUUCCCAGUGUUUAUACGCUCAAUGCUGUCGAUGUUUUGGGCUUGAAAUUCAUUUCGGCUGCGCAGAGUUGUCCUUCACCCUGUCAAAAUUAAUGUUGUUA
Diachasma alloeum is the source of this 5321-nucleotide messenger RNA. RefSeq lists its product as uncharacterized. The coding region runs from base 1 to 5313 and encodes 1770 amino acids. The record is from RefSeq and is a predicted model, not a curated record. The transcript has a single exon. NCBI's taxonomy places the organism in Eukaryota, Metazoa, Arthropoda, Insecta, Hymenoptera, Braconidae.